UUACAGAAAUACCACUCUCUACCGCACUCGUACCGGGCCUGCUGCUUCUCGUACCGUCAGUCUAAUGCAGUGAAGUGUGCUUGCUGCAUGGUGCUUUUCUUCUAACGCAGUUCCACACGUGCUGAGUGAGUGUUUUGGAUAUAUGCAUCCGGUACCAGAGGUGGGACUUAAUCGCUGUGAAGAGGAUCCUCGUGUUUGGGUGUAGUGUAAUGUGACGGGACUCUAGUGGUUGUUUAAAUCUAGACCAAUGGUUGUGAAAAACUUUUGUGAUGAACGAUGCCGUCCUACAUGUACGUUCAGACAUGUGUGUGGGUUCUGAUCGGAUUUUUUUGCACCGGGGCAUCGGUGCCGUGGCUCAGCCCGUCCCUGGAGGUGCUGGACGAGCUCAACGAUGCUGAAAUUUACAAAUCCGUGGUCACAUCCAUCAACGAGUGGCAGAAGAGACAGGAACUGAAGAAAAUUCAUGGCAGAAUCAAACGCGAGGAUUCGUCGGUCUGCUACGGCGACCUGGGAUGUUUCGAGGCGUCCGGCCCUUUCGGUUAUUUGGACAUGCUGCCAAGUAAACCGGAGGAGAUCGACACGAAAUUUCUGCUAUAUCCCAGUCACAGUAGAAGACGCAGCGGCUCUAGCCCAGCCGAAGUGCCUUUCACGUCCAUCAAAGAAGCUUUUGAAUGGGCUAAGCAAGGGUUUAACAAGAGCCUGCCCACCAAAGUCCUGAUACACGGAUUCGGGAGCGAUUGUAGCCAUAUUUGGAUAUACGAGAUGAGGAGCGCUUUAAUGGCGGUGGAGGAGCUUAACAUUAUUUGCGUCGAUUGGGAGAAAGGGGCAAUACUUCCUAAUUACGUUAAAGCCGCCGCAAACACUAGACUAGUCGGGAAGCAGCUCGCGAUGCUCCUUAAGGGAUUGGUAGAUAAUAACGGCUUGUCAUUAAGAACCACUCAUUUAGUGGGAUUCAGUUUGGGCGCACAUGUGUCUGGCUUCGCGGGCGCCGAAUUGGGAAAUUUAAGCAGGAUCACGGGCCUGGAUCCCGCAGGACCGCUUUUUGAGUCACAGGACCCCAGGGCCAGGCUCGACCAGAGCGACGCCGCCUUCGUCGACGUCAUACACAGCAACGGGGAGAACCUGAUUCUGGGCGGGUUGGGCUCCUACCAGCCCAUGGGACACGUGGACUUCUACCCCAACGGCGGCAGGAUGCAGAAAGGCUGCAGCAACUUGUUCGUGGGGGCCGUCAGCGAUAUCAUCUGGUCGUCUGCCGUCGAGGGACGAUCGCUUUGUAACCAUAGACGAGCCUAUAAGUUCUUUACCGACUCAGUUUCUCCUCGAUGUCAUUUUCCGGCAUUCCCCUGUGAAUCGUACGAAGAUUUCCUUUCGGGAAAGUGCUUUCCAUGCACCGAUGAAAGGAGCUGCGGCAAUAUGGGCUAUUACGCCGAUAGGUCCAAGGGAAGGGGACAGUUAUAUUUAAUCACGAGAGACGAGGAACCCUUCUGUGCUCAUCAGUAUAACGUCAAGAUUGAAACUUCGCCCAGCGCCGUACCUAUAGUUUCCUAUGGCAAGAUUCAAAUCACUUUGAUCGGGGAUUCCACCUUCAACGAAACUUUCAUGAUGACGAGAAAAGAAGACGAAGAAAUGAAGCUCGGAGAGUCCAUAUCUCGGAUUUUGGUACCUCACCCAAUUUUAUCAGAACCCACUAGCAUAGAAAUCCUGUAUACCGCCUACAGCGGCUGGUUGUCGUCCGGUUUGACCCAAUGGAGGAUGGACAAAGUCACAAUCAGUGACAGCUUCGGCAAAACAUCUUCCAUCUGCAAGAAGAAUCUAAUCCUGGACUCGGGGAUUCCAGUGACUCUUCCGCUCUACCCAGGCGAAUGCAACCUCCCCGGAACCUUCCCCAAAAAAGCCCAGGAUCGCGUUCACGACCCCAACCCCUUGAACCUCCCCCUGAACCUCACCACAAAAGUGAAAAACUUCAUCCCAACCCCAGUCGUUCGAAUCGGGCCUGAAGACCUCGACAAAGAGUACGACAAGGAAAAAGUCUCCAAUUCCAUCGACUGGAACGACGAUAACCGAGUUUUCGAUCCCGAAGAAGCGGAAUCCAGUCGGGCCUUCAACACAAAAUCUGUCCAAUCAGACACUUCCAAAACCGGCGUCGUCAAAGAAAUCGUGGAGCCUGUGCUCAAACCCCACUCUAACAAAAUCGGGAGAUCCCACGACCCCGAUAAGGAUAAACCCGAGAUAACCGAACCCAUUCUAGGACCCACGACGGCGCGCAAUUUCGGUGCUUUCAAACUAGAGCCUGCUGUCAAAAACGACUUCAUUUCGCGCCUCGCCAACAACAAUAAAGAGAUUUCGUACAACUUUUACGAGUCGGAGGAUGAUAAUGAGUGGAUUCCGUCGGUGUCGGUUAAACCGAAAGAAACCAAGUGGAAGCGCGAAGACGGCUCGAAGUCGAUCAAGAACGACGACAACCCGUUGAAGAUGAUUGCCAUGACGGUUCAGUUUCUUCCGCAACGGUUGGCACGGAUGUUUGAGCAAGCGGAGAAGUACGCCAGAGAGACGAUUUUACCGUUAGUGAGCACUUACACCCCUAAGUUUAUUGGUGAUAUUAUCACCCCUAAAGAAAAACCGCGGUAUGUGCCUUUGUCGUACGAGGACCCGACGUCGACCACCCCCAAGGUCCAACGCGUGAGUAACGCGAAGAGGAAUCGCGAUAACAAGCAGUUUGAUCCGCCUCCAGUGCUCAAAGCCGAGGCCUCGACGAAGAAGGCGUCCACCACUCCGUAUACGCAUAUUCAGAAAAUUCGGAAGAAGAGUGAUAGGGUUGAGAGUACGACGCAAGAGGUUGAGAGUGCGAGUGGGGUGAGUCGGAAGGCGCGGGAUGACGUGCACGUGAGGAAAAAUAUCUUGGAGAUGAAGCUGGGGGCGGUCAAGGAUGAUGUGGUUGUGACGACUACGAAAAAAUCCAAAGCUGUUUACGUAGAUUUGCCGGUUUUUGACGCUACGCCCAAAGUCAAGUAUAUACCUGUAUCGCUGAAACACUCGACGAGAUAGCGUAAUUAUUUAUUUUUAUUUAAAAUUUGUAAAUAGGUUUUUAUACGACUGUUGUUUAUUGUAAAAAUUUUGUAAAAUAAAUUUUGUGUAAAAAAAAGGGA
Molecule: messenger RNA, 3146 nt
Organism: Zophobas morio
Lineage: Eukaryota; Metazoa; Arthropoda; Insecta; Coleoptera; Tenebrionidae
Exons: 9
Coding region: 277-3045 (922 amino acids)
Biological process (GO): lipid catabolic process
Molecular function (GO): lipase activity
Source: RefSeq, a predicted model, not a curated record